UUUCAUACUUUGGUCCUAGUUGUUCCUCUUUUUCUUUCAAGACAGAAUCUUGGGAAAACAGUACAGAUUGUUGUGAGUGGGAUGGUGUCACGUGCGACACCAUGUCAGAUCACGUGAUUGGUCUGGACCUCAGUUGCAACAAUCUAAAAGGUGAAUUACAUCCCAAUAGCACCAUCUUUCAGCUUAAACACCUUCAACAACUCAACUUGGCUUUUAAUGAUUUUUCUUUGUCUUCAAUGCCUAUUGGUGUUGGAGAUUUAGUGAAACUCACACAUCUAAAUCUAUCAAAAUGUUACCUCAAUGGUAAUAUUCCUUCCACAAUCUCUCAUUUGUCAAAAUUAGUAUCACUUGAUCUCAGCAGAAACUGGCACGUGGGAUUGAAACUCAAUUCAUUCAUUUGGAAGAAACUCAUUCAUAAUGCUACUAAUUUAAGGGAUCUUCAUCUUAAUGGAGUGAACAUGUCUUCAAUCGGAGAGAGCUCAUUGUCAAUGCUAAAGAAUUUGUCAUCCUCUUUGGUUUCUCUUAGUCUACGAAACACUGUGUUGCAAGGAAAUAUAUCAAGUGACAUCCUCUCUUUACCUAAUCUUCAAAGAUUGGAUUUGUCAUUUAAUCAUAACCUUAGUGGUCAACUUCCAAAGUCCAACUGGAGCACUCCUCUAAGGUACUUGGACCUCUCUUCCUCUGCUUUUUCAGGUGAAAUUCCUUAUUCCAUAGGUCAAUUGAAGUCUCUUACUCAAUUAGACCUUUCAUAUUGCAAUUUUGAUGGGAUUGUUCCUCUAUCUUUGUGGAACCUCACCCAACUAACAUAUUUGGACCUUUCACAAAAUAAGCUUAACGGUGAGAUCUCACCAUUACUUUCAAACCUCAAACACCUCAUUCAUUGUGAUCUUGCAGAGAAUAACUUUAGCGGUAGCAUCCCAAAUGUUUAUGGAAAUUUAAUCAAAUUGGAAUAUUUAGCACUUUCCUCUAACAACCUAACAGGCCAAGUUCCAUCAUCACUUUUUCAUCUACCUCAUCUUUCUUAUUUAUAUUUAUCAUCUAACAAACUAGUUGGCCCAAUUCCAAUUGAAAUCACAAAACGUUCAAAAUUGAGUAUUGUGGAUUUAAGCUUUAACAUGUUAAAUGGAACAAUUCCACAUUGGUGUUAUUCUUUGCCUUCGUUGUUAGAGUUGGGCCUCAGCGACAACCACCUCACAGGGUUCAUUGGUGAGUUUUCAACAUAUUCUUUGCAAUAUUUGGAUCUCUCUAAUAACAACCUACGAGGUCAUUUUCCAAAUUCAAUAUUUCAACUCCAAAAUCUUACCGAGUUAAUUUUGUCAUCAACAAACUUGAGUGGUGUUGUGGAUUUUCACCAAUUUUCAAAAUUAAACAAACUAAAUUCCCUCGUUCUUUCACACAAUACUUUUCUUGCUAUCAACACUGAUAGCAGUGCUGACUCCAUCUUACCCAACCUUUUUUCAUUAGAUUUAUCCUCUGCUAAUAUUAAUAGUUUUCCUAAAUUCCUAGCGCAACUACCAAAUCUGCAAUCAUUAGAUCUCUCCAACAACAACAUUCAUGGGAAAAUUCCCAAAUGGUUUCAUAAGAAGCUCUUAAACUCAUGGAAGGACAUUUGGUCCGUUGACCUCAGUUUCAACAAGUUACAAGGAGAUCUUCCAAUUCCACCUUCUGGCAUUCAAUACUUUUCACUCUCAAAUAACAACUUCACAGGAUACAUUUCUUCAACAUUCUGCAAUGCCAGUUCCCUUUAUAUGCUCGAUUUGGCUCACAACAAUUUGACAGGUAUGAUUCCACAAUGCCUGGGAACAUUAAAUUCUCUUCAUGUAUUGGAUAUGCAAAUGAACAACCUCUAUGGAAGCAUUCCUAGAACCUUUACCAAAGGAAAUGCAUUUGAGACUAUAAAGUUGAAUGGCAACCAAUUGGAAGGACCAUUACCACAAUCUUUGGCUAACUGUUCAUAUCUUGAAGUUUUGGACCUUGGUGACAACAACGUUGAGGAUACAUUUCCUGAUUGGCUAGAAACUCUACCAGAGUUACAGGUGAUAAGUUUACGAUCAAAUAAUCUUCAUGGUGCAAUCACCUGUUCUAGCACCAAGCAUACAUUUCCCAAGUUGAGAAUUUUUGAUGUCUCUAACAACAAUUUUAGUGGGCCCUUGCCAACAUCAUGCAUCAAGAACUUUCAAGGAAUGAUGAAUGUGAGUGACGACCAAAUUGGUUUGCAAUACAUGGGUGACUCUUAUUACUACAAUGAUUCUGUUGUGGUCACAGUGAAAGGUUUUUUCAUGGAGCUAACAAGGAUAUUGACUGCUUUCACAACUAUUGAUUUAUCAAAUAACAUGUUUGAAGGUGAAAUUCCACAAGUCAUUGGAGAAUUAAAUUCUCUCAAAGGACUUAACCUUUCAAACAAUGGAAUCACAGGUAGCAUUCCACAAUCUUUGAGUCAUUUGAGAAAUUUGGAGUGGUUGGACCUCUCAUGCAACCAAUUGAAGGGUGAGAUUCCUGUGGCUUUGACAAAUUUGAACUUCCUCUCAGUCUUAAACCUUUCACAAAACCAUCUUGAGGGAAUCAUACCUAAAGGUCAACAGUUUAAUACAUUUGGAAAUGAUUCUUUUGAAGGAAAUACAAUGUUAUGUGGAUUUCCAUUGUCUAAAUCAUGCAAAAAUGAGGAAGAUCGGCCACCUCAUUCAACAUCUGAAGAUGAAGAAGAAUCAGGAUUUGGCUGGAAAGCGGUAGCAAUCGGAUAUGCAUGUGGGGCAAUCUUCGGGUUGCUAUUCGGAUAUAAUGUAUUCUUCUUCACUGGUAAACCCGAAUGGCUUGCAAGACAUGUUGAACAUAUGUUUGACAUAAGAUUGAAAAGAACGAACAACAGAGCCAUCGCAAAUCGCAUAAGAAUGAAUUAAUUGGAUGAGGGUCUUUUCAAAUAUGUAGUUACAACUGUUUGUAAUUAAUC
This is a messenger RNA of Medicago truncatula (barrel medic), 2947 nucleotides long. Its product is annotated as receptor like protein 27. Gene Ontology annotation, molecular function: protein binding. The coding region runs from base 102 to 2897 and encodes 931 amino acids. The record is from RefSeq and is a predicted model, not a curated record. The transcript has a single exon. Lineage: Eukaryota; Viridiplantae; Streptophyta; Magnoliopsida; Fabales; Fabaceae.